Messenger RNA from Penicillium diatomitis, 1179 nucleotides. RefSeq lists its product as uncharacterized. The record is from RefSeq and is a predicted model, not a curated record. The transcript has a single exon. NCBI's taxonomy places the organism in Eukaryota, Fungi, Ascomycota, Eurotiomycetes, Eurotiales, Aspergillaceae. The coding region runs from base 1 to 1179 and encodes 392 amino acids.
AUGGCCGAACGUGAAGAUUCGGACAUGGCUUCUUCGGGUGUUGUCGAGUCUGCAGAGGUCGAAAUGGCCCCUAUUGAUGAGGGUGAGAAGGAAGAAGAUCCUGGCUUCGUGCCCGAAGAGGGCGAAAUGGCCCCGGUUCUUCAGGAAGAGGAGGAUGAAGAUCCUGGCUUCGUGUCCUGGGCUGGCGAAAGGCAUCCUCAAGUCCUCGGUCCCCAAGGCUUCCGCCCGGUUUGGUCCAACGUGGAUGGCUACCCUGGCGAAAUACCAUCUGACAUUCUGGAAUGGGUUGGCCCCGAAAAUCCAACCGCUGCCGAUCAUCUCAGAAUGGUUGGGCCCAUCUCUAGUUUGCUCUGGCUGGCUCGAUUUGAUGACCUUGCCCGAACUAUGCUCAGCCCGGAAUACGCGACGUGGAAUGAGGUGAUGGUGGUGCCCUCGAGCGCUACUAUCCGGUCGUUGCUCCCUGACUUAGCCGCCGAGGAGCGAAUUCCCAGCUCAGUAUACCAGAGAUAUACCGAAUACCCUCCGGCUUUAACACCAGUGGCCUCUGACUCCCCCGACCUAUCUAUACCCUCCUGUGUGACUACCGCUACCAAGUCAUUCUCUCUACUAAGCCUAUUUCCGCUAACCGCCGACCGAAAUCUACCCGAUAAAAUACUCUCGGUGCGUAUCUCUUUCGACAAACCGGACAAGCUAGCCCAGCGAAUCGAAAGGGACUUGAUUCAGACACUCGGAAAGGGUCUUCUUUUCAGUGGAACGAAGCGGUCGUUUUUAGAGCUACAGAUGAAAUGGUUCGUUCCUGUCUUAAACGCAUCGAACACCGAUAACGAGUUUGGGCCGGGAAUCUAUACAACGUCCUCCCUAGCUCACGCACUUUUCUACGCCGGACCCCAAGGAGUUUUGCUCGUCUUCAAGAGCCCAGACUUCCAGGAUGUUAAUAUUUGGGAACCCGACGAUAAUGACUGGCGUACCAUAGUCGAUCACUGGACGGGUCGCAGGGCAGCCACCCAGAAACCUCUCGGAUGGGAAAGUGAUGUGACAAAAGGGCCCAUCUCUGUUGCUCGCCGGAGAUCAUCAACCAGUAUUCGUGACCGCGGCCCUCAUACGCAGGUAGUCGCCACUGCCUACCCUGGGGCAGCCGCACUUGCGCGCUCCUUGUGUAUGGUGAUCUGGAUUGAGUAG